GGCAACUCCUUCAAAGUUCUAAAAUUCUAAUUCGCAUUUUAUUUUUCUGUUCUCUUAAUCUUUUUAAGUCUUCAUCGUCUCCACCAAAAGUCCAGUAGAACAAGCGUUCUUGGUUGUGUUCUGGCUUCCCUUUGAGCACUCUGAAAAGGCAAAGAAUAAACAAAUUGAUCAUCUGUUGAAGCCCUAUCUUCACAUUCUCACUUUUUGCUUUCUUCACUGUGUAUUUAAUUAUUCUCAGAAUUCGACAAUCUUUGUUCUGAGAAUCCAAUACUCUGCACAAAGGCUUGGUGGGACAUCAUGAGGAAUUUCCUUCAUAUGUUUCAGCGCAAUCCGAAUGAGGUUGAGCUUGGAUGCCAACAUACUUUGAAGUCCCAUGGAACGACGGUUGCAAAGCAUCACAGACACGAUUGGCUCAUACUGCUUCUUCUUGUGGUUUUAGAUGUCAUACUUAAUGUCAUAAGCCCAUUUUAUCGGUUUGUUGGUAAGGACAUGAUGACUGAUCUUAAGUAUCCGUUCAAGGAUAACACAGUCCCAAUCUGGUCUGUUCCUCUAUAUGCAGGCGUGUUGCCAAUUAUCAUCUUCGUUCUCUUCUAUCUUCGAAGGAGAGAUGUCUAUGAUCUGCACCACAGCGUACUCGGGAUUCUGUUUGCCUUGCUAAUAACGGCUGUAAUCACUGAUUCAAUCAAGGAUGCUGUUGGCCGGCCUAGACCCGACUUUUUCUGGCGAUGUUUUCCAGAUGGGAAAGACGAAGGGAACUAUGAUGCACUGGGAGAUGUGAUCUGUCAUGGUAAAGCGAGUGAUAUAAAGGAAGGACAUAAGAGUUUCCCAAGUGGCCACACUUCAUGGUCAUUUGCGGGGCUAGGAUUUCUGUCGCUGUAUUUGGCGGGCAAAAUAAAAGCGUUUGACAGGAAAGGGCAUGUAGCAAAGCUAUGCCUCAUUUUUCUUCCGCUUCUCGUGGCAGCUCUUGUUGGCAUUUCUCGUGUCGAUGACUACUGGCAUCAUUGGACAGACGUGUUUACUGGUGGUAUCAUAGGUCUUGUGGUGUCAACAUUCUGCUAUCUGCAAUUCUUUCCUGCUCCAUAUCACACUGAAGGAUGGGGUCCAUAUGCUUACUUCCGAGCAACAGAAGAGCUCAACCGUGCCCCGCAACGAAUCAGCCCUGUUAAUGGAAUGUAUACAGAACAAUCCUCAGAGAUGCAAACUGGGAAUCGCCCAUCUAGGCUGAGUAGUAAUCGGAAUGAAGAUGUUGAGCUUGGUGGAAUCAGAAUGUGAAUAACCAACUUUGUUCAUUACUAGACUUGGCCUGUUCACCUAAUACAAUCACAAUUUUCUAUAAUAGUUUUAGUUUCUUAAUUCUGAUUUGGUUUGAAUCACCCUGAUUUAUCCUUCAAGUGUCUCUACUAUCCUAUUAGGCCGUGGUGUGGGCUCUUAGGUAAGAGAAUUUCACCUUUUGGGACAAAAUUUUCAAUUUUUUUUGUACUAUUUUUUUAGGCUAGUCAUGUGUUUUUAGGAACUUCCUUCCUAUCUUCU
This is a messenger RNA of Ipomoea triloba (trilobed morning glory), 1530 nucleotides long. RefSeq names its product putative lipid phosphate phosphatase 3, chloroplastic. Gene Ontology annotation, biological process: phospholipid metabolic process. The record is from RefSeq and is a predicted model, not a curated record. The transcript has 8 exons. Lineage: Eukaryota; Viridiplantae; Streptophyta; Magnoliopsida; Solanales; Convolvulaceae. Gene Ontology annotation, molecular function: phosphatidate phosphatase activity. The coding region runs from base 298 to 1272 and encodes 324 amino acids.